Molecule: messenger RNA, 5709 nt
Organism: Lathyrus oleraceus (garden pea)
Lineage: Eukaryota; Viridiplantae; Streptophyta; Magnoliopsida; Fabales; Fabaceae
Product: probable disease resistance protein At4g27220
Exons: 4
Coding region: 1953-5423 (1156 amino acids)
Molecular function (GO): ADP binding
Source: RefSeq, a predicted model, not a curated record
AAUGGAACACAUUAAAAGUUUCAUAUUUUGGGAGUAUAAUUAGGACAUGUGACUUGUAACAAUACAAUUCUUUUGAUUGGGUAAUGAAGUUGCCGCCGUUAAAUAAAGAAAAGAGAAAACUUCUUUACACUUUCACACUCCUCUCUGCUCUCCGCUCACCACUCACCACCACUCACCACUCACCAUAAGCUCUCUCUUCUUCGACUUUGCACCACCCCCUUGGCCUUCACACCACCCUCUCUUGCUAUCGAGAAAACUACAACUUUUAUUCAUAGAGAGACAAAAUUAGAAAUUUCCACACGAAAACAAACUAAAGGAAGAGAAGAAUCAUUUCCUCUUCAACAAGGAAAUUAGCCAAAUUCUUGCUAUCGAGACACACCCUCUAUCGCUCUCGUCCAGACCUAAUGAUCGACGUUGGAAACUGCGAAUAGACUCUUCAAAGUAUUGCUAAUUCUCACCAACAUUUGUGAUCAAUUGCAUACAUUUGAUGAGAAUUGAGGCCGAGCAAGAAAAGCCGGAAAGGAUUGGUCCAAAUGUAUAGUAUUCAGAAUGAGUAAAAGCAUGGAAGGGAGAUACAUCUCGUGAAGCUAUUCAGAAACAUUUUGAAGAAACCGGUGAAGAUGAAACUACUCAACUAGUUGAAAUGUUUUCCCUCCAAAGUCCCAAGAGUAUUGCGUAAUGACGGGGACUGAUAUUCGCAUCUGGAGGGAUCUUUUAGCAAUAAUGCAAAUGAAAGAGGAUCAAAUAAAGCAAAGUAUUGACUUUCAUAUAUGUAUAUAUUUUUCUCUCUUCAACUCUUCUUGUUUUUUCCCAUUCAUCUUACUUUUUACAGUUCGAUGAUUAUUAAACUCUAACUGACAUUAUAAAGAUAUCCAUACGAUUACAGCUAUGUUUUAACAUCUCAGAGGAGAUGAGAUAUUCAACUGUUUAUGUUUUUGAGUUUCUGUUAUCAAUAUGUCACAAUCAUUAAUAUAUAACUUUAAGAGUAGUUAUGAUUAAAUUAUAGUAUUGUUGAAAAUGAUCGGACAAUUAUAUAAUAUAUAUAUUAAAUCGGUGCUAAAAAAUAAAGGGAAUCAUAACUAAGAUGUGACAACUAUAACUUAAGAUUUACAAAUUCACUUCUUCUGCAAGAAAUUUCUUAAAGCAGCAAGCAACAUCUUAAAACAAUAUGAUUUUGGAUUAAAUUUAUGAUAUCUUGUUGGUAGCCCCUAAUUAAUUCACAAUACAGCAGAAACAUGACUUGCACUACCAUUUAAUGUUAAUAUUUUAGUUGUGACUGAACAAUAAAUAAACAACAAAACACACUAAAGCACUGUCAUUAUAUAAAUCAAUAUUAAUAUAGUCAACUAUCACCACAUGUAUUAAAAAUAUUGAGUAGAGGUAUUAGGCGAGAGGAAAGAAGAAACAAAUAGUUGACCAAACCAUAAAAUGUGUAAGCAGAACUUUAUUAUGUGAUUGUGUUAAAAGACUAACUAAAGUGCAAGCACACGGAUCCUUCUCUCAAUCUGUUAUUUCCAACCGAGCUCAUCUCAGAGUGCAUAUACUUCUUGAGAUAAGGUAUGUAUUUUCCAACUGAUGCUUUUCCAUUCUGAAUAUGUAUUAAUUAUAUAUCAUAUGGUCAAAUUAAUCCGUUUAUGUCCAAACUAGACUCAAUCCUAUUGCUUAAAUUUGACAAUUGAUGCCAAACACAAACUUGGCUUUUUUACAUUUUUCAUCAAUCCCAAAAUAAGUUUUUUGUUCUAAAUUAUUAGCCUUUUCAAUGUGACACUAAAACUUGACUAGAUUUGUUGAAUUUUUAUUCGAGAAAGUUAAUAUUUGCACCAAUCUCGUGCAUGGCAAAUAUUGAGAUGUUGAUUUGUCAUCAAGAAACUAGUUGGCCAAACCAUACAUAUCAUGUUGAUGAUUUUUGAAUCAAUUGUGUACAUGAUUUUCUUAACAGGCUGUCUUAAAUUAUGGCAAAUAUUGUUAUUACCAUUGCAAGUAAUGUGGGUAAAUAUUUGGCGGGACCAGUGAUUCGCGAAAUUCAAUACCUUCUUUGUGUUAAUAAUGUAAUCGAUCUUCUUGAGAAUGAAAGAGAGGGGUUGUCGUCUGAAAGACACAACUUGCAGACUCGUGUUGCACAAGCAAAGGAAAGAACUGAAGUAAUUGAAAAACCAGUGGAGAAAUGGUUGAAUGAUGUGGAGAAUCUCCUUAAAGAAGCGGAGGCUCUUGUACAAAGGACAGAGACAGACCUCAAUUGUUUUCAAGGAUGGUUUCCAACGUGUAAUCGGUAUCUAUUAUGCAAGGAAAUGGUAAAGAAGAUAGAGGCAAUGGAGAAAUUCAAAGGCAAAAGCAACAAUAUUAAUCCAUUUUCUCAUCUUGCUCCACUACCAGGUAUUCAGUAUCAGUCAUCUGAAGACUUCAUUUAUUUUGAAUCAACAAAAAUGGCUUAUAGUCAAAUCUGGGAGGCACUUGAGGAUGAUCGCAUCUCUAUAAUUGGAGUGCAUGGAGAGGGUGGAUCUGGCAAAACAGCCCUUGUAACAGAAGUUGGCAAAAAGGCUGAGGAAUUGGAUAUGUUUGAUAAGGUUAUAUCAAUCAGAGUGUCUCAAACUCCAAAUAUUAGAGGCAUUCAAGGAAAAUUUGCAGAUAUGUUAAACGUGAGAUUGGGGGAAGAAAGUGAAGAGGGAAGAGCACAACGUUUAUGGUUGUGUUUAAAAGAAAAGAAUCGAAUUCUUAUAAUAGUAGACGAUCUAUGGAGAGAUUUUCAUUUGAUGGAUAUAGGAAUUCGAUUAGACAGUGUUAACAAGCGAACUUGGAAGAUCCUCAUAACCACUCAUAACGAGCGUAUCUGUACAUCAAUGGAAUGUCAAAAGAUGACUCAUUUGGAGCUCUUGUCUGAAGGUGAAUCUUGGACUUUCUUCCAAAAAUUUGCAAAAGUUGAUGAUAUACACUCCAAAAAUUUGCCCCAGGAAAUCUGCAAUGAAUGCGAAAGACUUCCCCUAACAAUCAAAACGGUGGCAUCGUCAUUGAAAGGAAGGCCUGAAAGUGAAUGGCGUCGGGCGUUAAAGAAGUUGAGGGAUUCAAAGGCAUCUAAUGAUGAAGGAGAAGUGACUUCUACUUUUAGCUGCCUUAAAUUAUGCUUUGGUUAUUUGCUAAGGCCGGAAACAAAACAACUCUUUCUUGUGUGCUCUCUUUUUCCCGAAGACUAUCACAUCCCAAUAGAAGAUUUGUUGAGGUAUGCGGUUGGACUGAGUGUGGAAGAAAGAUUAUCGUUACAGACAAGAAGAAGCUUAUUUGAAGCAAACAUCAACCAACUUUUAGAAUCAUAUUUGCUGAUGCGAGGUUCCGUGAAGAUGCAUGACGUGGUUCGUGAUGCAGCCUUAUGGAUUGCAAAUGGAUCAAAGAAUCACAAAAUAUUGGUAAAUGUGGACAAACCACUUAGCACUGUGGCAGAGGACAACAAGAUAAGAGACUGUUUUGCAGUAUCCUCAUGGUGGUAUAAUGAAAGUCCCUCUUUCUGUCAACUGCAUGCUCCAAAUCUUAAAAUUCUAUUGCUAAAUAUAAGUGCUCAUGGGUCAUUCAAUUCGUUGGAUUUAUUACAUUUGACAUUUGAAGGAAUACAAGGGCUUGAGGUUUUUUCUCUAACCAUCAACUACAAAAUAGUACCGUUAUCACUACCUCCCUCAAUCCAAUUCUUGAGAAAUGUUCGAACUUUGCGCUUAAAUGGAUUGGAGCUUGGUGACAUAUCUUUCAUAGCUAACUUAAUAAGACUUGAAAUUCUUGACUUGCGACGUUGUAAGUUGGACGGACUUCCUACUGAAAUAGGAAAACUCUUAAGCUUAAGGCUGCUAGAUUUGUCAGAAUGUCAUAUUUUUGAAAGGUUCUAUAAUGGAGCAAUAGGAAAAUGUUCACAACUAGAGGAAUUAUAUGCUUCAGCAUGCUACCCAGAAGACUAUGUUUCUGAUAUUGCUAUGGAUAUUGGCAUUCUCCCAAAUUUACAAAAGUUUAAAUUUAGUGAUCAAAUCACACUGAAAUUAAAAUAUUGUAAUAUCUCAAAUUUGAAGGCAUUUGAAAAAACAAUUCUGCAAAUGGGUAAAACUAUUUCUUUGACAGGCCUCCGUGGAGGAUGUAAAAAUGUCAUCCCAGAUAUGGUUGGAAUUGUGGGAGGCAUGAAUAAUUUGACCUCUCUCCAUCUAGAAAUUUGCAAAGAGAUCGAAUGCAUCUUCGAUGCAAACUAUGAUUUCAAGGAAGCUGAUUUGAUUCCCAACUUGGUCGAGUUAAACCUUCGGCAUUUGAUAAACUUGACAGCAUUGUGUCUAGGUUCACCUCUGGAAGUACUGCGCUACUUCAAGAAACUAGAAAUACUUGAUUUACAAUUUUGCAAGCAGUUACAGAACAUUUUUCCUAGGGAAUGUAAGUUAGGAAAUCUUAAGAUCCUCAGGAUAGACCGUUGCAGGACCGAUGAAGUACUUUUCUCAGCAUCUGUUGCUCAAAGUCUGCGGCAACUAGAAGAACUAAGAAUAAGAGGUUGCAAUGAAUUGAAGCAUAUAAUUGCUGCAAGUGGAAUCGAACAUGAUGGCGGUAAUACAAGUGAAGAAAUUAUUCCAACUUCAAUGAAUUCUCAUUUUCUGAUGACCAAUCUAAAAGAAGUUGGAAUUGCCAGUUGUGGAAGUUUAGAGUCGUUAUUCCCAACUUGUUAUGUUGAAGGACUUACAGGAUUGCAAAAGAUGGAAAUAAAAACAUCUCUUAAUCUGAAAUAUGUGUUUGGUGAAUCUGGUGACGAACACCUUCCAUUUCAUCAAUACAAGAACCUCGUCAUGCUUCCUCAUUUGGAAUCUCUCAAACUCCUUGGUCUUGAUAAUUUCAUUGGGAUGUGUCCAGAGAAUUGUCAAGCACAGUGGCCAUCUCAGUCUCUGAGGACAAUAAACAUAAAUAGUUGUUCAAAAUUGAAAUGUUUGUUCUCCAUGGAAACACAUAGAAGCCUACCAGAGUUGGUUGAACUUAUCAUAUACAGUUGUCAAGAAUUGCAACAAAUUGUUGCAGCAAAUGAAGAAUUUGUGCGGCUUCCCAGUGCUGAAGUUUUUUUUCCAAAGCUAAAUAUUAUAAAAAUCUAUAACUGCGACAUGUUGAAAAGCCUUUUCUCUUUUGCUAUGGUCAGAAUGCUUCCACAACUAAGCAAGCUUGAUAUAAUAAGCUGUACUCAAGUUGAAGAGGUAUUUAGACAUGGUCCCGGAGGAGACGAUAUUAUCAGGGAAAUGGAGGUUGUGCUUCCAAACUUGACAAAUGUAGUAUUGUAUGGGCUACCGAAUUUUGUAGACAUCUGUCAUGGUUAUAAGUUACAUGCCGUAAAACUUCUACAAUUCCGCAUAUCUAACUGCCCCAAAACUGUUCCAAGCCUAAAAGAAAUUCAGGAUAAAACUCAGAAGAUUCGGAUUAGAAGAUGACAAUUCUUUUUGGAUACAGUUUCGCAUAAGUAAUGUUGAGUUAGAAUCAGACCAUAUCAAUCAGGAUUUUUCACAGUCAUCUAUAGAUGGAUCAUCAUUUUAUUUGAUUAGACUUUAUAACUUGUAUUAAAUAAGGAUGUGGCUAGUCGCAUAUGAAUUUUGAACUUGUGUAAGUACUAUAGCAUAUGAGUUUUGUUAGUGGGAUAUUAAUUCCACUGAAUCAUUGUCUUGAUGCUAUGUAAGUUUUCCAGAAAUACAAUGCAAUGAAUUUGGUUAUUAUUGUUGU